Molecule: messenger RNA, 1014 nt
Organism: Ilex paraguariensis (yerba mate)
Lineage: Eukaryota; Viridiplantae; Streptophyta; Magnoliopsida; Aquifoliales; Aquifoliaceae
Source: the annotation of a GenBank genome assembly
AUGGACGAUCAGGAUCUGGAGGUCGAGAAGACGAGGCUGAUAAGCUUGGCUCUGGAUUUCGGAUUCGAUGAAGAAUCAGCAAGGAAGUGCUUAGACCGUCUCGUUCUUCUCUACGGAGAUGAUGGACAAGAUUUCAUCACGGUGGAGCACUGUGGUGACGAUUUUCUUGCGGCUCUGGCCGAAUCUAUGCAAGAUACCGAGGAUUGGGAUGACCUACAAGCCAUAGAAUCGGAGGCUUGUGGAACUUUGGCUGACAUGUUUGACAAGGAUGUUCUCAACGAUCACGAAGCAGAUAACAGUGGCAGUGCAAGGAUCAACGUCCAUGUUAUACAAGACUCACCCGAAUCUCAGAAACCUCAAAAUUUGAUGUUACUGGAUUCUUCAAGUGACAGUGAAAAAGAAGAUUUAGAAAUUCAAAACAAAAAGAAAUUCGAAUCUACCCCCUCCUCUCAUCCUGACAGGAGCAAUUGGGCCUUCACACAAAGUUCCUGCAAACAUCCAUCAAACUCUUUGGAUGGUGCGAGCAGCAUUACACAAGGUUCAGUUUCAUCAAGUUACAAUAAAAUGACAUAUUCCAGGGCAUCAAGAGAUAAACAUGGAACUCUCAGUUAUGAACAGUUACAGGCUUUGGAUGAUAUUGAGUUGGCAAACAUUGUAAUAUUUGGAAACAGUACCUUCAGGCCCUUGCAGUACCAGGCUUGUAAAGCAUCUUUGGCAAAGCAUGAUUGCUUCAUUCUUAUGCCCACUGGAGGUGGUAAAAGUCUAUGUUACCAGCUUCCAGCAACUCUGCAACCAGGUGUUACAGUUGUCAUAUCCCCCCUGCUUUCCCUUAUUCAGGAUCAGAUAAUCACACUAAACGUCAAGUUUGGAAUACCAGCAACUUUUUUAAAUUCCCAACAAACUGCUUCCCAAGCAGCAGCUAUAAUGCAAGAGUUAAGGCAAGGUUCAUUCCUUUCUUUGUACUUGGUCUAUUUGGAGAUUGUCUUUUUCUUGAGUGAACUUUUUAACGUUUAA